CGUUAGUCGCAUUCUUCUAACACUCUAGAAUGCAGAGUAGGGGUGCUAAUCAAUCCAAGAUCUAACGGGAAUUAAAACGGCAGUUUUGUGAACGGCAGAGACAUGGAUUCUGCACGGCAUGGCUGGGUAGAUUUUGGGAAGCCGGUGACGGAUGCGGGAAAUGUCGAGAAGGUCCAGACCAGUAAAAAAGCGCGCGAUAUGGAAACGCGCGGCCCUCGGGGUAAAGGUGAUGAUGUUCCCGUACUGAGUAUGAAAAAACAGUUUAUCCUCAUUGAGCACGAGCACGAUGUUCCCGGCUUGGCGAAGGAAGCCGUACUGCGGUGGUUCCCGCGGGUGCCACAUGCCAUCCUCUCCCUGGUGUCGGGCGUGGAUAGUUUUCAUUCGUGGAAAAGGGACGAUUUCCGAUCGGCACUGCAGUCCGGCAUUGCAAAGCUGAUAAGCACAAUGGAGCUGCUGCUGGUCGAUGAUGGUCUAAAUUACGGCUUGACCCGUUUAAUUGCUUCGGCCGUCAGUGCUGACGAAACAUUCAACAGCUAUGCCGCGGCCAAUGUUAUGCAACAACCACGCAAACCGCCAGCCUAUUAUCUGGGUAUUGCGCCUGUGGAAAAAGUCGCCGAUACAGUCAGGGAACAACUGGAACACCUGCAGAGGAAUACUGAAAACGAAGUCGACGCAACGCCACAAAAGACCGGGAAACCGAACGAUAAAUUCAACCUGAACCGGUUCCAUUCGCACUUUGUUUUUGUCCAUAAGCCCUACGCCCACACAGGAUUCCUGCGAGUUGACUUGGAAAAACAGCUGCAAAAUGAACUGGGAAUGCGCGGCGGAAUGGCUGACAGUCCUAUCGAUGCAGUCGACGAAGUUUCAUCGGCAUUUAUCCCGCACAUCGUCAUAUUCUUCCAAGGAGAAGUGGACGAAAUUGACCGAAUUCGUGCGUAUGUGCGUUUACGCACACCGAUUAUUAUGCUCAGUGGAUGCGGCGGCAUGGCGGAUAUUGUGGCCUUUGCUUAUAAAAAUGCAUCGGAACCCGAUGAGCAGCGCCUACUGUCCCUUGUUGGCAAUAAUUUAGUCCGUGUAUUCCCGGAGGCUUUCAAGGAAAACAAGGAGUUUCAGAUGGACUGUGCACAGAAGAUUCUGGAGAUGGUACGGGGACCGGAUGGUAACGGGGAGAACCAUUUGAUGUUUAUCCAGGACUGCAGUCGGCUGGAUAGCUUCGAUAAGCUGGAUACGCCGUUUGUUCAAGCCGCCAUUAUGAGCUCCUCAGAGCAAAAUGCAAAUGCUGACCAGCUCAUACGAAACAUGAAAUUGUGCAUGGCUUGCAACAAGCCGGACAUUGCCCAAAGGUUUUUGGUUAGUAUGCCACCAUGGGCGACUAUUCAACCAAAGCCUCCGUAUACGGGAUUCUUAACCGCAUUAAUUCUGCCGGGUCGAGAGAUCUUCAUCGACAUGUUUAUGCAGCAGAAAUUCCCAGUCCGCUAUUUCACUAGCCAUGUCGAUAUGUUACUAUGCUAUCGCAAAGCGGUGGGCAAAGAAUAUUUUAUUGCCAAUGUCUGGGAUGAUAUUCUGGGACACAAUCAGCAGGAUCCAAUUCGGGAGGACUUUGUACUUCUUGAACUGAACUGGUUAAUCGAAAAUCUAACGGGCGUAAAAGAUUUUUUCAAUUGGUACGAAUUAUCGCGAGUGGCGCUGCUUCCCACGGAUGAUGAUCCGUACGCCGCGAUGCACGACGAGAAGGCUUUACAAGCUCUCGUGGUAUACGCUUGUCUUCUCAACCGACCCAAGUUGGUCAAGACGUUGCUAAAAUACAGCAUGGACCCUGUUCCGUUGACGGUGUUUGUGGAGGCCAUCAGCCGGGGUUUAUACCGCAAUGUUAACAAUUUCGACCAGCGGGUUAUGCUGAAACGACAAGCCGAUGAGUACGGUAAUAUUGCCACGGAUAUUAUGGAUAUGGGUAUUCGUGAUUCGCCGGAACGGGCUAAAGUCUUUUUUCAACGCACUCUACCUGAUUUCAACGGCAAGACUACUCUGGAAAUGGCUUUUGAUGCGAGAAACAAAAAGUUUAUCUCGCACAACCUUGUGCAAGACUGGCUUGACCAGUUUGCUCAUGGAUUUGUACGAGUAAAAGGGAGAUGGCAUGAUUUGAAAAUGAUCCUGUCGGCUUAUUUGAUAUUCCCUAUGUACAUCUGGUUGGGGUUUCCUAGAAUUAGUUUUGCUGACAAAGACAAAAAAGUUGCGACACAACAAGGUGCGGCGGCUGUGGAGUAUGAACCCGCAACGCCAGAGGCCGCCGCAAGCAUUUUGGCUCGUCUUCAACGCGGCGAGAAGAAAAGCACCGAUCAUGCCAAAUACAAAGAAAUUUAUCCUCCAAUUCACAAGAUGAUCUAUGCCGUAUGGAACUCACCGGUGGUCAAAUUCUGGACAUGGUUCUUAACGUAUCUGUGCUUUCUGGUGUUACUUGGCACGGAUAUGAUGUUACCGGCGUGCAUGUAUCUCGGAGUGGACAUUGCGGUAUUUGUUUGUACAGCGUUGAUCUGGCUGGAAUUAUUAACAAGAACAUUAAAUGAUGUGCUGUGGAAACGCCGGGUUAAUUUGUACAUGCGAGCCGUGGACCUGAUAUUUCAAACCGUUUUCAAUAUCCUCUUCUUUCUCUACCGCAUUGCUCCGUACAGGUGGGACCAUCCAUUUGCUGGCCGGGUGAUCUUGGCAUUCGGUGUCAUGUAUUAUUUUUACUCCAUAUGGAAUACAUUCUACGGCUACGAUCAAGAACUGGGACCGCUGGUUCGAAUUGUUCACAUCAUGUUCAAAAACGAUUUACCAAAGUGGGCGAUCAUGUUGCUGCCGUUUUUCGUUGCUACUGCUGUUGUUUGGCAAGCUGUUAUUACUCCGGAUUAUCCGUUUACGGGUGACGAUUGGCGGAAGGCGUUCUUCCGAGGAUUAUUCACACUUUUUGCGGGAUUCCAAAACGAGCUUGAAUACGCCAUUCCGGCAUGCCACCCGGGCAAGGUAAUUAAUUACAACAAUUUCACUCAACCGGCAUCAGCUUAUCCUCAAGAUCGGUGUUGGCUGGGAGAUUACAACGAUCACACAUGCGCCACCGUGACCUUUUGGGCAUACGUUUUUGUUAUCCACUACUAUGUCCUAUUGAAACUCGGAAUGAUGAUCAUUUUGACCGUAUUUUACAUUUUCCGAUCUACCAGCGAAAUGCCCAAGGCCAAUCUGGUUUGGAGGUUCUAUCGCUUUGAUACGAUACUCGAUUAUUACUGGAGAUCAUCGUUGCCGUUUCCUUUCAAUAUUUUGGGAAAUCUGUACAUUAGUUUGCUCUACUUCCUGACUAAAGCAGAGGAUCGCAACAAGGUCUCAGAUAUGGAAAUGAGCGCUACGCAGACGGAUACUUUUAUUUACUGGAAAAGCAAAGCUGGUGAAUAUUUUGCGCAAAAAGACAAAGAGGAACAAUCUAAAGCGUUACCGGCUAAACAAGCUCAAAUGAUCGGUGCAAUAAAACACCAAGUGACCGGUAUAAUACAGAGAUUCUCCGAAAUGGACCGGAAGCUGCAUGAUGUUGGUGAGACCGCACGAGACGGAAAACUGCGUAUGCACACUGCAAAUGUUCUCCGGCAAGGGGGAACGAUUGAUCUUCCCCAGCUGCUGAAUCCGAAACCCCAUUUCCAUUGUCGCGAAACGCCGUAUCACGGUACCCUAGUGCGACGUACCCCUGUAGCAGACAACAAGGUCUUCUGGACAACGCCAUUUGAUGCAUACAGACCGGAUGCUUAUUCCAAACCGAUAAACGAAUUCACAUCCGAAGAGCGAGAAUUUGUCGAUCCAGAACAGGACUUCGUUGGGCGUUCCAGCAGUCCUAAGCGGCGCGAAUGGAACGGGAUCGAGUAUCAUGACGAUAAUGUUAUUUACCGGAAGUCAUGGAUUGUUGAUGAGGAUGGGCGUGAGCAACUCUACCGACUGGAUGAUCACAGUCUGCCCACAAAUCCUCAAGGUCGUACCGGUCUCCGAGGACGUGGUUCAUUGUGCCGGUUUGGUCCCAACCACAAAAUUAUACUGGCAGUUACUAGUAACACCCAGGGAAAACUGCGCUUUAUUCUGCAAUCGUCGGCUAACGGUUCUUUUACGUUUCCCAUGAUCCCGUUGUGCCAUUAUGAUUCCGAAUACUCUGUGAUCGCGGUACUGUUCGAAGCGAUUCUGACAGAUGGUGAGGGAAGCGAGGAGUCGGAUUUCGAUCCCGCUGCUUGCCGAUCACUGACAAGCUUCCUGCAGGCUGCACCGCAAAUGGUACAGAAACAACUACAGAAGAAUCCAGACUAUAACGAGGGAUUGCCCAGAAUAAACACGGAAGAACUAUACAGAGGUUACCAGGAUAUGCCAUUAAACACUGACAAUGCAUGGACGGAAUUACUGAUUGUUCACAUCGAUAUUCCAUACGUCCCGUUAAAUAAAAAUUCGAUGUACCAGUGGAAAGCAAGUUCAACGGCUGACCUUAUGCUACCCGAUCUGGAAACAGCCAUAAUGAAGCGGGUUUCUUCUUUAUUCCAAUGAGUUUUAUUUUAUGCGCCUCAGUAACAUUGUGUAAAUUUAAUCUUUAUCCGAAACGAGAAACAACGAUAAUGAAACUGUACGUGGUCCGAAGUAAGCAAAAUUUGAAUGAUAUAAAAGCUUUAUGCACCAUGCAAUGAAAUUUUUUGUCUCUGUAUAUGGAAAUCAAAAAAUGAGCAGG
Molecule: messenger RNA, 4726 nt
Organism: Paramacrobiotus metropolitanus
Lineage: Eukaryota; Metazoa; Tardigrada; Eutardigrada; Parachela; Macrobiotidae
Product: transient receptor potential cation channel subfamily M member 2-like
Exons: 27
Coding region: 103-4548 (1481 amino acids)
Biological process (GO): monoatomic cation transmembrane transport
Molecular function (GO): monoatomic cation channel activity
Source: RefSeq, a predicted model, not a curated record